CAACCCAUCGACGUUCCGGGCCGAGCCCCCCCAGGACAGGAACGUCCUCUGUGUUAACAGAACUCUGCAUAAAAUACUCAUCUUAAACUUCCCCCCCCUCACUUCAAAGUUUUGCGCUAUAUUAUUCGGCAUUUCCACCCGGGUGGUGGGGGAAAUCUCCAUCUAUGUAUGCCUGUCAGGUCGCCCCCCUCCGCCGCAGAGUCCUAGCCUUUUGUCUGUCAUGGCACAUUGUUUGAUAAGGUCCCUCCUUCAGCUCGGUUAAGUGCAGGAUGAUACGUUUUUUCACUCCCGAAUCCCCCCACCGCCAACAGGUUGCGGCCCGACGGCCCCGCUCUGGCCGGGAGGAGUCGGCGGACCCCCUCCCCCCGUCCUUAGCGAUCCGGUUUGUUGUGACAACGGCGGCGGCUCCCGGGCAGGACCAGCUAUGGAUGACUUUCAGCAGGCGGAGGAGGCUGCCUUUGUUGUUGAUGAUGUGAGCACUAUCAUCAAAGAGGCAGUGGAAAACACCGUUGGAGGGAAUGCCUACCAACACAACAAAGUGAACCAGUGGACAGCCUCCGUGGUAGAGCAGUGUCUGAUCCAGCUCACCAAAUUGGCCAAGCCUUUUAAAUACAUCGUGACCUGUGUUAUUAUGCAGAAGAAUGGAGCCGGGCUGCACACUGCCAGCUCCUGCUUCUGGGACAAUUCCAUUGACGGAAGUUGCACCGUCCGGUGGGAGAACAAGACCAUGUACUGCAUCGUUAGCAUCUUUGGCCUUGGUAUCUAGAACUGGCUUCAGCAACACUCCAUGUCACGUGUGGACCACUUCCAAAACUAUUUUCAGAAUUUUCUUCCCAGUGUCCUAUUAAAUGAUCUCAGUCAAACACUUUGUUGAAGUGGAAAACACAAUUAUCAUAUAAAGUGGAUGUAACUUAA
Molecule: messenger RNA, 915 nt
Organism: Hypanus sabinus (Atlantic stingray)
Lineage: Eukaryota; Metazoa; Chordata; Chondrichthyes; Myliobatiformes; Dasyatidae
Product: dynein light chain Tctex-type 1
Exons: 5
Coding region: 425-766 (113 amino acids)
Biological process (GO): microtubule-based movement
Cellular component (GO): cytoplasmic dynein complex; cytoplasm
Molecular function (GO): dynein intermediate chain binding
Source: RefSeq, a predicted model, not a curated record